This is a messenger RNA of Spirodela intermedia, 3050 nucleotides long. Lineage: Eukaryota; Viridiplantae; Streptophyta; Magnoliopsida; Alismatales; Araceae. The record is from the annotation of a GenBank genome assembly.
AUGGCCGGCGAUCUGUACGCGCUGGAUUUUGAUGGAGUGCUCUGCGACAGCUGUGGCGAGAGCUCCCUGUCAGCUCUCAAGGUAGGACUUACUGAUCCCUCGCACCAAGUCCGAGGCCAUUGAUGCAGCUUGUCGCCAUUUUUCGUAAUUUCAAAGGUCGUGAAUGGGUGAUUUUAACGGUUUUUUUCCUCCUUUUUUUUUCUUGAUAAAUUCACAGGCGGCGAAAGUAAGGUGGCCUGAUCUCUUCAGAGGAGUGGAUGUGGGCGUGGAGGAGUGGAUCGUCGACCAGAUGCACAUUGUAAGCUUCUUUCCCACUUUCCACUGCUUUCGCUAUUACUGGCUGGACGCAGUAUCCGUGAAGAAUCACUUUUUUCUUGUAUAGCUGCUUCCUCUGCGGGUCCUAUGUUCCAAUCUGCUGUUUCUAUUUCCCGUGCCACUUAUUGAUGAUUCCAUCGUGCAUGUUAAUUUUCUGUAGCAAUGACAUAUCUACCCCCGUGGAUCUUAAUUUGUCAAUGAUAAUGACAUAGAAGUCUCCAUUAUUAUCUAAAUGAUUCGAACAGUUCAUGCUUCACCAGUGAAUGUAUCACUGGUUCUUUCAUGCAAGUUUAUGCAUACCACGCCGAAAAAUUAAUGAAUACCUGAAAUCAGAUGGGAAAAAUUCGGCAAAAUUAUCUGAUUGAAUGGCGUUGAUCAGCUAUCAAACAGCAACCCGUCACAGUGGUCAUUGGCUGUGGCGCAGGACAACUAAUAUGACAUAAUUCAGCCCUCAACUCAUUUACAAACUUCAAUCCGUUUCUUCUUUCUUGUCGAACUUUGGUCAAUUUAUUAUUGAUAAAAUAAGAGACACGCGAGAAGCUCUUAUAUGCUUACAGUUCACCCAAGCUAAUUAGCUUAUGGGAACUGUUUUCCUAAAUAUAUCGGUGGCAUGCCCUAAAAAUCUGUCAUUAAAUUGUAGACAUGUUUAUUAUGUGGACAUUUAAGAUUUUUAGUUUCUCUAAGGAUGUGCAUUAUGGUUUUUGAGGGAGAUCUUUACAUUACAGUGCUCUCUGGAGUUUUUUUUAGCAAGGUGGUUUGCAAAAUGUUUUCACUUUUCCAGUUCUUAUACCCAAUUUUAUAUUACCACAAGUAAUAUCAAGAUCUUUCUUCAAUUAAAUCGUCGCAUAGUCUACUUGCCUAUGAUAUUUCUAAGUAAACUGUUUUGUGAAUAUAUUUUUCUACGGCUAACAUGUUUGUUACGACAGCUUCGUCCUGUAGUGGAAACAGGAUAUGAAAAUUUGUUGCUUGUGAGGUUGCUCUUGGAGCUUCAGAUAUCCUCAAUUCGGAAAUCUUCGGUAAGUACUUAACAAUUCCUCACAGUGCAAUCCUUGGUUCAAUUUUUCCUGUUUAAACAACAUUGGGGAUCAAUACCUCAGGACGGGACUAAGUUCCAUUCAACUCGAAUUUUGGAUUUGGCGUAAUUUAGGUUUCUCUUGCAACAUUCUACCGUUGUCUUACCAAACAAGGUUUGUUGUCCAAGGUUUCAGAUGGACUUACCAUUGAAAGAAUCUUGGAGAGUUGGUCAGCAUUGAAACCUAUCAUUAUGAUGGAGUGGAAUGAAGACAGGGAUUCCUUGAUAGAUCUUUUUGGAAGGGUGAGGGACGAAUGGAUAGAAAAUGAUUUAUCAGGUUGGGUAGCAGCCAACAGGUGACUCAGUUAUAAAACAUUUUGACAUGCUACAUAUAGUUAUUUAUGAUUAUCAAAAGGUGCAGUGAUAUGAUAUAUUGAUUGACCGACUGUUGAUGUACUUCUGCAGAUUUUACCCUGGUGUUGCGGAGGCUUUGAAAUUCUCUUGCUCUGAAAUCUACAUCGUCACUACGAAGCAGGCAAUGCUCCAUUUGUUGCUGUUUUCCUCUGUUAUCCUCAUAUUUCCGACGUCUAUACCUUUCUGGUCUCUCUCUUUUUUUUAUCUUGAACUCGUAUGCAUUUGUUUAUAUACGACAUUAAUAGAUAUCUGUAAUCGCCUUUGUCUCUCACCAUCAUUAAUCGCUGGUCUCAGUACUUGUGAGAAUUCUUGGAAUCUUACAUCGAGGUGACCAAUCUGUGUGGGUGUUAACUGUACAACUAUUUUUUUUUUCUGACUGAGCAUGGUAUACUGUUUAAUUUUUCUGCAUGUCUGAUCUUUGUCUCUCACCAUUAUUAGUAGGCCUUGAAAUCAUCGAUACAGUGAUAUAUCACUAAAUAAUUUGUUUUCCCAUUCUGAUCAAGAACGAGUUAAUUCAUUUUCCUGCAUCUUUUUUUUCAUAGAAACGUUUUGCGGACGUCUUAUUACGAGAGUUGGCGGGAGUAACCAUUCCAUCUGACAAGAUCUACGGCUUAGGGACUGGGUUAGUGUACACACUGGAAGCUUCACUUAUUCCCCUUUUUCUCAUUUACUCAAGUAGUUGCUUCUUGAUGAUGCACUUAGACCAAAGGUAGAGGUGCUGAAGCAACUUCAAAGGAGGCCGGACCUCCAGGGGCUGCGAUUCCAGUAAGAUGCUCGUCCUCGGCACACAUAGUUCCCUAGAUAUCCAGUAGUAUCUUUAAUGUCUUCUACCCCUUCUAUGGGAUCACGAAAAAUAUCAUAAUUCCAUAUCAUAAUUAAGAUUUGGAUCACACUACGACAUAUCAUAAUGUGACAGCUGAGUGCUUUAUAUUUAAACCCAAUCCAUUUCAUAAUUCCGUGUAGGGAUCUUGGUCAUAUAAUUUCGACUCAUAUAAUAAUAUUUAUUGGCCGAAACAUAUGAUCCUUCCUAUCAUGCAGCUUCGUGGAAGAUCGCCUGGCCACUCUGAAGAACGUCAUCAGAGAUCCCGAAUUGGAUGGGUGGAACCUGUACCUCGGUAUUCCAGCUAUACAUCUUGCUUCUUUCCCUGUUCUUUAUGGUCUUGCCGGAGAAGUUCUGUGCCGUGAGCCAGGUUUUCUAACUGGGACAGGAAGAUGGGGCUACAAUACCGAGAAGGAGAGGCAGGAGGCCGAAGGAAUCCCUCGGAUUGGCCUCCUCGAUCUCCCAGACUUCAGUGAGAAAUUGAAGUAG